Molecule: messenger RNA, 3255 nt
Organism: Aspergillus brunneoviolaceus CBS 621.78
Lineage: Eukaryota; Fungi; Ascomycota; Eurotiomycetes; Eurotiales; Aspergillaceae
Product: glycoside hydrolase family 71 protein
Exons: 4
Coding region: 1-3255 (1084 amino acids)
Biological process (GO): mating projection tip cell wall disassembly
Molecular function (GO): glucan endo-1,3-alpha-glucosidase activity
Source: RefSeq, a predicted model, not a curated record
AUGGCUUAUGGCGAUGCAACCAAUGAGGCAUCACUUGCGGCGGCCUUUUCGCGGCGGAGAUAUGCUGCGAGCAGUGCCUACUUCCAACACAGUGGACAACCGUUUGUCUCCACCUUCGAGGGGCCCAACAAUGCAAAGGACUGGGUGGAUAUCAAGGGUCAGACGGGGUGUUUCUUUGUCCCCGACUGGUCCUCCGUUGGAGCUAAAGCAGCAGUAGCUAAGGGUGUGGCCGAUGGGCUCUUUAGCUGGGCCGCAUGGGCCUGGGGAGGUCAAGAGAUGAACACCUAUGUGGAUGCUUCUUAUCAGGAUUAUCUCAAAGGUCUACCUUAUAUGAUGCCGGUCUCCCCAUGGUUCUAUACUAACCUCCCUGGCUACAACAAGAAUUGGCUAUGGCGGAGUGAUAACUUGUGGUACGACCGCUGGCAGGAGGUCUGGUAUCUGCAACCCGAAUUUGUACAGAUUAUUUCCUGGAAUGAUUACGGAGAGUCCCACUAUAUUGGGCCGGUCUACGAGAAGUCUAUGGCGGCCUUCGACAUUGGCCGCGCACCUUUCAAUUACGUGAAGAAUAUGCCGCAUGAUGGAUGGCGCGCUCUGCUACCCUUUGUGGUUGAUAUGUACAAGUCAAACACGACUGUUAUUGUGAAUGAAGGACUGGUGACCUGGUAUCGACCUCAACCAAGGGCAGCGUGCAACGACGGCAAUACCACAGUCAACACCGUCAGUCAACUCCAGAUUGAAUUUCUUCCCACCGAGAUAGUGGAGGACCAUAUCUUCUUCUCGGCCCUGCUGGGCAGCAAGGCCGACGUUUCAGUGACAGUUGGCGGGGUUGCUGUGAGUGGUGUCAAGUGGCUACAUACACCGGAUGGGGGUGCAGGCAUGUACCACGGCAGUGUUGCCUAUCCGAACACUGGUGAUGUGGUGGUGACCGUCUCUCGCAACGGGGAAAUGGUGGCUCAGGUCUCGGGGGGCUCCAUUACCACCACCUGUACUGAUGGGUACGAAAAUUGGAACGCUUGGGUUGGUAGUGAUGUCUCACCCGCGCUUGACAUGAAGAUCCCACGCCCUAUCGGUACCGAUGUGUGUGUCGAGGGUACUGGAACGGGCAACUUUGCUGGCCUUUGCGAGUUCGCCUGCACCUACGGAUAUUGUCCGGUGGGAGCCUGUUAUUGUACUAUGGUCGGGGAGCAAAGAACCUUGCCUAAUGCUACCGGUAUUACGGGCUACCCGGCCGCAGGAGAAGAUGCCAACUACAGUGGACUGUGCAGCUUUGCAUGCAACUAUGGAUAUUGCCCUGAGGGCGCAUGUGCUACAGUCAGCUCGCCAUUGACAAUUCCUAGCAGCUCCCCCUUCACUCCUUCCGCCUGCGUGGCCGGAACAGGCGAAGUCAGCCUCGGAGGAUUGUGUUCAUACGCCUGCAACUUCGGUUACUGUCCGAUUCAUUCAUGUACGUGUACGGCAGAAGGGGUAUUGAUCGACGCACCGGCAGCCAACUCCAGUCUUACAGGGGUUCCGGUGUCUACUGUCGAUUACAACCAGUAUCACGGUUUGUGCGACUUUGCGUGUAGUCGAGGGUACUGUCCGGAUGGUGCCUGUGAGCUACGGUCCACACUGGACCCUUCCACUGGUUCGACCGGACAUGACUCCUCCAGCUCGUCCUCAACUUCUAAUAUCUCUAACGACACAAUCGCUUUUGUUGGGUCAGGCGUCUGGGGAGAUCCCUACGCCGACUGUCCCUUUCCAUGCACGAUAAUUUUCCCCGAAACGACACUGGGAAGUCCAACAAUCAUUUUUCCUCCUCCAUACACCACUACAUUGCAGGUGGAAUGGCAGGACAGCAGUGUGACGACGCAGACGGACGGUGAGGUAUCAACCGUGACGACAACGACCCGUGUCGCGGAAUCGACUACGGUUGACAUACCACCGAUCCAAGUAACCGGCUGUCACAUUACCGUCCGUCCCACGCCUCGUCUUCCCCCAAGUACCGUGAUUAUCGCGGACGACCCUAACCCUCUGGGUCAAAGUUCUGUUACGCAUGCUCCCCGGCCGCGUACAGUCAUCAUUCCACCUUACCCCUGGGAUACCAGGCCCUAUGGCAAGGACGGCAGCGACGACAACCUCAUUAUUCCCAAGCCCCCCGCCAUCACCGUUGCCGAUGGUCCCGUGAGCCCCAAGUGCACGAAUGACUGUGGAAAGCUGUGCAGCGAUCGCUUUUGCGGCUGUACGUGGGCCUGUAGGGGAACCGGGUUCACCUACAGCGACGUUGACACCGACGACGACAACAAUGGCGGCAGCACGACCGACGACGGAAGCUCCAGUCCAGGCAAAGGGUCCAACAGUAAUGACAAUCCAGAUGGAGAUGACGAUGACGACGACGACGACGAUGACGGCGGAAUCGAUUUUGGAUGGGGCGGCAUCGACAUCAACGGCAACUCGCUGGACCCCAAUGCCAACAAUGAAGACUCGAAUAAGAGUCAGACCUCCAAGACCACCUCCACCUCUACCUGCACCCGCAAGACAAUUACCGACGCUUGGGUCUCGUGCACAUCGCUUGACUCCAGCUCGACCUCCUGCACCACCACCAGCACCCUCGUUGAGGUCGGCUGCUCCGUCACGGCCACGACCACGACCACGACCGCCACCGGCGAAAGCUGCCCCUUUGUCAACCCCAACGACGACCAGGGUAGUGACGGUGGGGCCCUGGACGACAGCGCCUGGUCCAGCAUUGCGGGCCAAUCCUCGGGGUGGUACACGUAUCUGGGGUACACCGCGGAUCCUGCCAAAACCGCCACGACAACCACGGCGCGUAAAACCAGCACUAGCACCACAACUACAGCCAAAGCAACCGCAGCCGGCUCAACCUCCACCAAUACCAAGCUUCCAACCUACGGUGACAAGUCCGCCUGGGCUUUGUUCCUCCGCGAGGAGGUAGGAAACAACAAACACACCUACAUCUACCAGGGUCUGGAUUACGAGUACGUCGGUCUCGCCCAGAGCAAUUGCCCGCGCGACACCACGUGGUCCCGCAGCGUGAUGACUGGCACCAGGAAGCCCACCAGUCUGACCGGGAUCACGGUGUUCGGCGAUACGUGCUCGCUCACGGCUGACUAUGCGAAUGUCGACCCCACAAAGGACCAGAAAGUCGGGACGCUCUCGUGCAACAAAUACGCCGACGCGACCUGCAAGUAUGAAGAGACGAGUGGGACGUGUGAGACGGGCCAGAUUACGGGGACGCAUAUCUUGUCCUGUUACUGGUGA